UUUCGUGCAAAACAUGCGACGAAGAGACCACAAGAGAUGUCAACAAAUCUAUUGAAAGUGCUGCUGUCAACUCGAGAGCUAAAUUUGACCAUUGACCACUAAAAUCGACCGACAUCUUCCUUUCAUGAGUAUUUAACAAGGAUCUCAAAAUGGCAGAAGGAAACACUCUUUCCGGUGUAAAUGUUGUGCUUGUUAUGGCCUUCGGCAGCUUGGUGUUUGUGCUGCUGUUCAUCUUUGUGAAAAGACAGAUUAUGCGCUUCGCUAUGAAGUCUCGCAGAGGACCGCACGUCCCGCUGGGUCACAACGCACCAAAGGAGCUGAGAGAGGAGAUUGAUUCCAGUUUGUCAAAAGUGAACGAUAUUCGUUAUGAGCCACAUUUACUCUCUAAAGAUGACAAUCGACUGAAUCGUCAAGGCCAGAAUGGUUGUUAUAAUUACCUCUUCAGAAUGCAAGCGUUAGAUGCCAUCAGAGACUCCGAUAUCCCGUUUCAUGAGUUAUGUCACAGUGCCAGCGCUCUGACCGGCCGCCGCUACAAGAAGUGGCUGCAGGACCUGCGAAACUCUCACUCUCUGUACAAAUCAAGUCACUGUGCAUUAAUAGAUCGCUUACUGGAGGGCUACGACAACGCUCGCCAUGGGACAGGGGUGUUUGGUGAGGCAGAGUUCGUCAAGUACAAGGACGAUCUGGCAGAACUGGCUGCUGUUGUGAAGACCCACUCCAGCACCACCAGUCUAAACCAGCAGCACCAGUCAGCAGCUAAAGAUCUGACCAGCUCCUCUGGCCCGCCGUCUGCCUCUACCAUUCAGGUCACGUACCUGCCGUCCACCGGACAGCGCAGCAAGAGGCCCAAACACUUCCUGGAGCUCAAAAACUUCAAAGACAACUAUAAUACACUGGAGAGCACACUUUAGAGAUUGGAACCCUUUUGAGGAACUGUGUAAAUAUAACUCAGAAACUGUGAAUCAGAAGUGUUCAGUUCUCACUGGAAAAGCCUUCAUGUAGAAAUGAAAAUAGUCAAAUGGCCUCAAAUCACAUUGAGAAUGUGAGAAUGAUUUAAUAUAUGACACAAUCUGUGGGAUAACCAUCCGUGCAACUGCUUUGAGAGCAAUGCGAGAAUGUUAUGUUUGUAGUUUUAAAGUUUUUCUGAUGGAGCUAACAGGAAGAGCUUUUUUGUCUAAUGUUAAAAGUCACUGUUUACCUGCUUUUAUUUGCGAGAAUGGCCUUUUAAUGUGAACAGGGAGUGUAAAGUUUAUAUCUUUGUCCAAAGAGCGCCAACAAAGCGCCCUUUAACUGAGAUGAUAGCAUUUUAACUGGAUUGACUUUACUGGAACAAACACAUGAAUUAAAAAAUAGUUGAAUGGACAUUAAAGGGACAGUUCACCCAAAAAUUAAAAUGUAC
Sinocyclocheilus grahami is the source of this 1399-nucleotide messenger RNA. RefSeq lists its product as uncharacterized. The transcript is spliced from 7 exons. NCBI's taxonomy places the organism in Eukaryota, Metazoa, Chordata, Actinopteri, Cypriniformes, Cyprinidae. The coding region runs from base 150 to 911 and encodes 253 amino acids. Gene Ontology annotation, biological process: phagocytosis. The record is from RefSeq and is a predicted model, not a curated record.